CCAGACAGCCCGCUAGCGGCUCUCCUCAUUGGGGCGCGCGUCAAGUUGACACGAGGAGCUUGAUCCAAUUGCACAACCGCCAGGCUCCAACCUUGGGGACCAUCACACCCACCAAGCAACCCUGACGACAGAGCUUCACCUGCCAUCACCCCAGAGCCACCCCGACGACGACGACGAACUUCCGCACCCGGAGAUUCGUACCAGCCACGAGCCACGCGCCGACUUGGACAGCUAGCUAGCUAUGAUGGAAUCCACACAAAACCCAUCUGGCUCCCUGAGCUGGCGGCUCAGCUCGCACCCUAUCACUCUGUUAACGUUCCUCGCCUUCCGGGCUUCGUCCCUCCUGGUGUACCUCUUCGGGGUCAUCUUUACCGAGAAUAUGGUCAUGAUUUUCAUCGUCACGAUGCUGCUCCUCGCGGCCGACUUCUACUACCUCAAGAAUAUUGCCGGGCGGCGUCUCGUGGGCCUGCGCUGGUGGAACGAGGUCGAUCCGACGACAGGCGACAGCCAAUGGGUCUUUGAGAGCAGCGAGCCCGGCACGCGGACCAUCAACGCUACCGACAGCCGCUUCUUUUGGCUUGCAAUGUACUCGCAGCCUCUGCUUUGGAUCGCACUGGCCAUCCUGGCCAUCAUAAGAUUCAAGCUCAUGUGGCUGCCUUUGGUUGCCAUCGCCCUUACUUUGACAAUCACAAACAGUCUUGCGUUCUCGCGGUGCGACAAGUUCAGCCAGGCUUCCAACCUCGCUGGCAGCGCUUUGUCAUCGGGCAACAUCGCCGGUGCACUGGCGAGUAAUAUGGCCAGUCGCUUGUUCACGUUUGGCCGCGGUUGAUGGCAAGUGCUUCUGGAAGAUUCAGACAAGAUGAGCACCAGUCGAUGAGGUUUUAUCACUCGUGAUAUUUCUGUCCUUCGGGGGACGUCAAAUGCAUGACAGUGUGCUGAAGCAACUUCGUCUCUGAGAAGCGAGCAUUUGACGUGGGCACAGAACUGAGAUAUAUAGCGCCAUAACGAAUUCGAUAGCUUUGCUUGAUGCCACACAGUACCGGGCUGCGCCCUCCGUUCGUUUGAAGCGAGGAGUCGUGAAACACCAUCUUUGAGCGGUGUUCGCCAUGGUCGCUAAUAUGUAGUGUACAAGAGUGAAACGAGUAUCGUCCGCAAA
Microdochium trichocladiopsis is the source of this 1156-nucleotide messenger RNA. RefSeq lists its product as uncharacterized. The transcript has 3 exons. The record is from RefSeq and is a predicted model, not a curated record. Gene Ontology annotation, biological process: vesicle-mediated transport; protein secretion. Bases 242 to 829 code for a protein of 195 amino acids. Gene Ontology annotation, cellular component: Golgi membrane. NCBI's taxonomy places the organism in Eukaryota, Fungi, Ascomycota, Sordariomycetes, Xylariales, Microdochiaceae.